This is a messenger RNA of Ficedula albicollis (Collared flycatcher), 2503 nucleotides long. It is a transcript of the gene ASPN, whose product is annotated as asporin. NCBI's taxonomy places the organism in Eukaryota, Metazoa, Chordata, Aves, Passeriformes, Muscicapidae. The record is from RefSeq and is a predicted model, not a curated record. Gene Ontology annotation, molecular function: protein binding. The transcript has 9 exons. The coding region runs from base 304 to 1458 and encodes 384 amino acids.
CAGUGAUGAAAAACAUAUGAGUGGUAACAAGUCGCCUUAAUAUCAUUCUUCAGUACUAAGAUGGGCUAAUCUGAAGCAGCACUUUACUCUGGUAUCACCCACGGUGCCAGAAGGAUCAAGAAGCUUGGAAGUGAACUUUUUCUUUAUAUAUGCUCUUCAUUUCAUACAACUCACUCUAACUACCUUUUUCCCUAUUUUUUUUGUAAUAUGAAAUAACUGGACACAAGGACCUUAGGUGGAUUAUCCCAGUGCUUCCAGAAGAACUUCCAAACCUGCAAGACUGGUUAUCCUGAUUAAGAAGAUAUGAAAGAAUACACACUUCUUCUCUUCUUGGCUUUGUGCUCUGCCAAAUCUCUCACUGGUCCUUCAUAUUUUACACUAAAGAAUAUGAUGCUCCAAGAUAUGGAAGACGACGACGAUGAUGAUGAUGAUGACAAUGAUAUGGAAGACGACGACGAUGAUGAUGAUGAUGACAAUUCUCUAUUUCCAACCACUGAACCCAUUCUGCCACUAAUUCCUUUUGAUCUCUUCCCAACAUGCCCCUUUGGAUGCCAGUGCUAUGUGAGAGUUGUCCAUUGCUCUGACCUAGGUUUAACAUCAAUUCCUCGCAACAUCCCACCAGACACUCGUAUGAUUGACCUUCAAAACAACAAAAUCAAAGAGGUCAAGGAAAAUGAUCUCCGAGGGCUUACAUCACUUUAUGCACUGGCUUUGAACAACAAUAAAAUAUACAAGAUCCAUCCCAAAGCUUUUGAACCAACAAAGAGGCUACGACGACUGUAUUUGUCCCACAACCAACUCACAGAGAUUCCAACAAACCUACCCAGAACUCUGGCAGAACUCAGAAUUCAUGCUAAUAAGGUUAAGAAAAUCCCCAAGGAUGUAUUUAAAGGAAUGAAGUCUCUACAUGUUUUAGAAAUGAGUGCAAAUCCUCUUAACAACGAUGGAAUAGAGCCAGGGGCUUUUGAAGGGGUAAAUAUCUACCAUAUACGAAUUGCAGAGGCAAAGUUAACUUCAAUUCCUAAAGAUUUGCCAUCCAGCCUUCUGGAGCUUCACUUAGAUGACAAUAAGAUCACAGGAAUCGAACUUGAGGAUUUUAACCGCUACAAAGACCUUCAAAGGCUAGGCCUUGGCAAUAAUAAAAUCAAAGAAGUGGAAAAUGGAAGUUUUGCCAACAUCCCAAGUAUACGUGAAAUCCACCUGGAAAAAAACAAGCUGAAGAAGGUUCCUCCUGGAUUACCUGAACUGAGAUAUCUGCAGGUGGUGUUCCUUCAUUCCAACCAUAUUGCCAAGCUGGGAGUGAAUGAUUUCUGCCCGACAGGACGGAGGAAGAAGAAAGCUCUGUACAGCGGCAUCAGCCUCUUCAACAACCCCGUCAAGUACUGGGAGGUCCAGCCUUCAACCUUCCGCUGCAUUUUAGCCAGGAACAGCGUCCAACUUGGGAAUUUCCUCAAGUGAGACCCAAGUUGGUUGUUUCAAAAAGUAACUUGUCCAAAUCAGUUUUACAAUACUUGAAAUUUGCAGAAAAAUGCUGAUUUUACGCUAUUUAACCGUUUACAAAUUAUUUGCUAUUUCAGAGGUAAUUAAUUAGAAACAAUAUGUUAAGUAGGAUCCAUUGUAUUAUUUGACAAUGUUCAACCUACAUUUGAAUAAUUUAAACAGAAGUCUUUAUAUCUUACAGAAGGACUCUUAGAAGUGGAACUGGAAACUGUGUUUGAUGUUUCCUAUUAUAGAUGUUAAAUGCCUUCCUUAAAUCACUUAGUUUGGAGAUAUUCUUUCUUUCAAAUAAAUCCUAAAAAUCAUGUGGAAGUGACUUUAUCCACAGUUAAGAAAAAGUGACCUAGCUUGUCUCCCAGAACAAGUUGAACGAAAAGUUGCAAAACCAAAAAUUACCAGAAUUCAAGGGCAAUUUCUUGUGCCAUUUUUGAUAAUGAAGAAAGAUGCAAUAAAAAGCUACAAUACGGUCAGGUAGUUGUCUCUAAGCUAGAAUAUAUUCUUACAAUCUUUUAAGUGAGAUAAAGGCAAGUUUCAUAUCAAGAAUAGACAAAAAGACUUUAGAAGUUGUUGGUAAUUUUUCCUUCAAUUUUAAGAGGAAAAUGUCCUUCAGUGUUUUGCUAUUGACAGAAUUGGAUGCAGUCUGAACAUUAAAAGUAGGAUUCAAGAUUUAUCAUAUGCUUCAAGCUUAAUAGGAAUGACUAUUAAACUCCCUUUAGGCCAGCACAAACAUUUUUCUUUUACCUAUAACAACUGUAAUCAUGUUUUUCACUUUAUUCUUUUCCUCUUUAUAUUUUGACAUCACACGGGUUAAGGAUGCCUCCUUAAUGAAAGUACCUUACAAUUGCCAAAAAAAAGCAGCUGGAACUCGCCUGCCCUGCCCUUCCUGUGCAGGGCAGCACACAGAACUCUCAAUACUGACAGUACUGUAUAAAAUGGAUAUUUUUAGAUAUCUAUUUAGUGUAUAUUUGCUAUUUGGUUUCAAAAUAAAUUAAAUAAACGUACAGAA